Molecule: messenger RNA, 1710 nt
Organism: Phodopus roborovskii (desert hamster)
Lineage: Eukaryota; Metazoa; Chordata; Mammalia; Rodentia; Cricetidae
Gene: Lynx1
Product: Ly6/neurotoxin 1
Exons: 4
Coding region: 190-540 (116 amino acids)
Source: RefSeq, a predicted model, not a curated record
GUCCCAAACACCAGACCCAGCCUGUGGAACUCUGUCUUGGGCAAGCAUCAUCUGGCAUACAUCCGAAGAGUCUUUAGGGAUGCUUUCUCCCUAGGAGACCAAGGGCUCAAGAAGGGCAGGAGUCCAUGCUUUGCUUCUUCCCAAGCCUGAAUUGCAUCCAGGACCAGCUGCUGUCCUCACAUCUCCAUCAUGACACCCCUGCUCACAGUGCUCCUGGUGGUUCUGGUGGGCCUGCCUGUGGCCCAGACUCUGGAGUGCCAUGUGUGUGCCUACAAUGGAGACAACUGCUUCAAACCCAUGCGCUGCCCAGCUAUGGCCACCUACUGCAUGACCACACGUACUUACUUCACCCCAUACCGGAUGAAAGUAAGGAAGUCGUGUGUACCUAGCUGCUUUGAGACCGUGUACGAUGGCUACUCCAAGCAUGCAUCUGCCACCUCCUGUUGCCAGUACUACCUCUGCAAUGGGGCUGGUUUUGCUACACCAGUGACCUUGGCCCUGGUCCCGGUACUCCUGGCCACCUUCUGGAGCUUGCUGUAAAGCUCUGUUCCCCAGGCAGACCCACUCAAACACAAAGCUCUUAAAAGACACAAUUGCACCCUCUCGCUUCACCCAACCCUCUUCCUUCAGCUACAGUGAGGGCCCGCGGCUAGCUACAAAAGGAUUGAUGAAAUCCAGAUACCUCACUCCAAGGCCAUAACCUUUCAUUUUUCAGAAGGCUGAUAUAUGGAUCUAGAUCUCUCUAGAUCAGGGGCAUCAGAGAAAGUGCUAUUUGUGGGGGUGAAGAGGAGUGUCAGUCAGUUACACCAACUGGAAGGAAUUAGUGGCCAAAUUCCGCCUUCAUAGCAUCAGGAACCCACCCCAGUCUACCCAGUAGAGGACAGGUCUGCUAGAGGGGACGAAAGAUCAUGAACUGGCUAGAAGCUAAGACUCAUCAGAGCUGUCUCCUACUGAGGCCAGCAGCUGCCCAGGGCAAGUAUAUGAUGGAGGCCAUAUGAGGAAGCCUUUUGUCAUUUCCAGUUAGCUCAGGAACUCUGUUAGGCCUGGAAUCAGGACAGCUCUUGGCCAAGGGUACUAGCAAUGGCUUCAUUUCUGCAGGCUACAAAGAUCCCUCCAGCCCUAACAGCUCAGCAGGCCUGUUGACCUCACACCAGCUGCUGGGCCUUGAGGCUGGCAGGUGGCCCAUGCUAUAUUUUUGCCUGGGCUGUACACAGGCCAGAGCUAUUCUGGGCAUGACAGGAAGGGAACAAAGGCAGGGCGGAGUAGGCUAGUGAGGUGACCGGGACAGCAAGGCAGACUUCAGCCAGCUCCCUAGGUCCUGUAGGCAGGUUCUACAUCCUAAGGCCUCUUGGUAAAUUAUGGGGAGACAAAUGCACAGGGAGCCAGAUCAAGUCCUGGGUGAUUGUGACUGAAGACUUCUGGGUAUCAAGACUCUGAAGAACCCAAUCCUAAUUUAGGAGGCAUCGAUCUACCUUUCAUGCCAGUGUAGUUGACCCAGAAAGCCUUACCCUCUUCUCAUGUGCCAGUGAGGAAAUUCCUGAAGCUGGCCAGUGUCCGUGCAAGGGAUUAUGGCUGGCUAGGAGAGUCUUAUUCGCCAUCAUAUCCUACCGGUCACACAUCCUGAAUGCUUUUCUCAGACCACCCAGCUCAGGGCACAGGGGACCUUCCUCCCUGCUGUUAGGUGGAUCUGAACUCUGCUGCUGAAAAUGA